Molecule: messenger RNA, 3470 nt
Organism: Schizosaccharomyces cryophilus OY26
Lineage: Eukaryota; Fungi; Ascomycota; Schizosaccharomycetes; Schizosaccharomycetales; Schizosaccharomycetaceae
Product: acetyl-CoA hydrolase
Exons: 1
Coding region: 1493-3058 (521 amino acids)
Biological process (GO): acetate metabolic process
Cellular component (GO): mitochondrion
Molecular function (GO): acetate CoA-transferase activity; acetyl-CoA hydrolase activity
Source: RefSeq, a predicted model, not a curated record
GCCUUCAAAUACUCAACCGAAGUUAAGGCAGCGGCAACAUCAUGAGGAGGGAGACUAGAAGUGUAAAUGAAUCCAGGACAAAAAGAACGUAUGAAAUCAACGAAAGAUGAAGAUCCUGCCGCAUAUCCACCUGUAGCGGAAUAAGAUUUAGCCAAGGAACCAGUUAUAAUAUCCACCUGGUCUGAGAUGUUAAGAGCAGCAGCAACGCCAGCGCCUUGCUCUCCAUACAUUCCAACGGCAUGAACUUCAUCAAGAUACGUUAAUGCACCGUACUUUUUUGCCAGUUUGCAAAUGGACUCAAUAGGAGCGAUAUCGCCAUUCAUGCUGUAAAUUGACUCAAAGGCAAUUACCUUUGGAGAUGAUUUUGGGUAUCUGUUCAGUUUCUCUUCUAAAUCUUUAAUGUCAUUGUGCUUAUAAAUAACCUUUUCCGCUCUGCUGUUUCGAAUCCCGUGAAUCAUGGAGGCGUGAUUCAGCUCAUCACUGAAGUAAACGCAGCCUGGAAGCCUUUGUGCCAAAGUAGCGAGUGUAGUUUCAUUAGCAACAUACCCACUGUUAAACACAAGACAGGCUUGCUUCUGAUGAAGCUGUGCUAAAGAAUUUUCCAAGUCAACGAAUACUUGGUUAUGCCCGGCGAUGUUUCUGGAGCCCGUUGAAGAAACACCGUACCGAUCAACAAAUGCAUGGAUAGCGUCAGCAAUUUCUUGGUUCGUUCGCAUUCCCAAAUAGUCAUUACUACACCAUACAUCAAUUACUUUUUCGUGAUCAUUCGUAUAUGCCUUUGGUCCUUGAUUAUUUAUGACAUGGUUGAUGUUGCUUAGCACCCUAUAGGUACUUGUUUCUUUUCUUUUUUGAAUUUCCCCAUGAAACGCUGCAUCAUAAUUGAACCCAAUUUUCGAUUCGCUUGCAAACGACUUUAUCAAUUGGUGAAACGGUAAUGCACCGAUUUUCUUUUUUUGAGUCUUGAUGCUUCUUGCACACAAUAGCAUCUUAAACACAGAUAAAUUGAAGUAAAAGAAAGGCUCCUGAAAUCUUCAAAUUGUAAAAUCCAAACCGUGAGAGUUUUUCACAAUUCCCAAAAAAUCAGUUUUGAUGAUGCUUUUGAUCUUUCGCUUAAAGUAACUUUGUUUCAAGAAUUCCUUACUGAAGCCUAUAUAAAUGAGUAGAAUUGAGUACGACCAUAAGAACGCAGCAAAGGGAAUUAUCUUAUAAGAGAAGAAUUUUUGCUUCCAAUGCUUUCGGAUUUAAACGACCGAAGGAGGUUCUCUUGCCUACCAACGGGUUCUCAGAGUUAAAAUACAGAUCCAUUAUUAUUAGUUGAAAGAACAAAUUUAAGAGCAGAGCAUUUAUCUAUGGUAGAGAUUGAGUAUAAUAUUGGAAGGAAUGCCCAACGAUACAUGAACAUCCUUUAAUCGUGCCGUGCCGUGCAACGUGAGAACUAGUGGAUAUUUAGACGCAUACUCUUCUUCCUCUUAAACUAGUUAAAAAUUUCUUCAUGUCCUCAAAACUACUGUCUCGAGUUCAAUGUAAACAAUUGCGGAGCAAGAUAAUAGAGCCCUCUGGUUUGCUUCCAAGUUUCCAAGGUCAUCAAGCUAUAGGUUGGUCAGGAUUUACUGGAGUCGAUUAUCCUUUACAAUCGUUAGAGCCAUUGAUACACGAGGUCAGGUCGAAUUCAUCGUACGCAAAACCUGUGUUCGAUUUAAGGGUAUGCUCGUCUGGAGGUACGGCGACGGAGUCGACUUUGGCAGAGCUAGGCAUGGUCUCUAGCCGAUCGCCUUACCAAGUAAGCAAAGCAAUAAACAAAGGUAUAAACAAUAAAAGGAUACAAUUUCAUGACCACUCGCUUAUAGAUUUCGCGGAACAGCUGACUUCUGGACAUUUGGGUGCCAAAAAUGGAAAACCCCAAUCCUUAAGUAUAGCAAUCGUGGAAGCUACAGAGAUCACGGAAGAGGGAGAGCUUGUUCCUGGAGCUUCGGUAGGUGUGACACCUGAAUUAAUUCAAGUAGCUGAAAAGGUGAUUGUCGAAAUAAAUACUAACAGUCCAUCGCUUCGAGGGAUCCAUGACUUGUAUGUGCCUGCUUUACCUCCCAGUCGAAGCCCGCUAAACCUAUGCACCUCUUCAGAUAGGAUUGGAAAAAGUACAAUACCUCUGGAUCCUAAGAAAGUGAUUGGAAUUGUAGAGGGAUUUCAUGGGAAUUUUCCAAAUCGUACGGAAUCAGGAACUAGUAUUACCAAAGCAAUUUCCCAGCAUAUCAUAGAAUUUUUUAAGCAUGAAGCUCGUCGAGGAAGACUUCCAGACAAUUUACAUCCAAUCCAAUCUGGAAUUGGUGCCAUUGCAAACUCUGUUGUUGAAGGACUUGGUAAUUCUUCCUUCCGUAACCUUCAAGUUUGGACUGAGGUUUUACAAGAUUCAUUCUUAAGACUAUUGGAAUCAGGAACUGUUCAGUACGCAUCAUCCAUGUCUCUUCGUUUCUCUCCUCAGGAGUUGGAAAAUUUUUACAAACAUUGGGAAUUUUACAAAAAUCAUAUUAUUCUUCGCCCUCAGGCAAUCACCAAUAGUCCAGAGAUAAUUCGCCGAUUGGGAUGUAUUUCUUUAAACACGCCCGUUGAAGUAGACUUGUAUGGACAUGUGAAUAGCACCUGUGUUAUGGGAAGUCGGAUGCUCAACGGUAUUGGCGGAUCUGGAGAUUUUAUGAGGAAUGCAAAGCUUAGCAUUAUGCACACUCCUUCCGUAAGACCAUCUAAAAUAGAUCCGGUGGGUAUUUCUACCAUAGUUCCAAAAGUGACACAUGUCGAUCAUACAGAACAUGAUAUUGAUAUUGUUGUUACAGAGCAAGGGUUGGCGGAUCUUCGUGGUCUAUCACCAAGAGAAAGAGGAAGGGAAAUCAUUGAGAAGUGUGCUCAUCCUGUUUACCGUCCCAUCCUGAUGAAUUAUUUUACUUUGGCAGAAUCUGCAUGUCUAAAAGCAAAGAUGGGACACGAGCCCAUUCUUUUGGAUAAAGCCUUCAAAAUGCAUACUUCUUUUCUUGAAAGAGGAAGCAUGAAAAUUUCAUCUUGGUAAUCAUGUUAAUCACCUGUCAAUUGCCUUGCAACUGACAGCAGUGAUGAUUGGUGACAAGUAUAAUUGACUAUUUACGAAUUUUGACUUUGUAGAAGGUGAAUUGUAAGAUAUAUAAGCAAAGGAGAAUGUCUAAAAGGUUUACGAUUUGUGAUCCGUGAAGGCUAUGACUAACUUUCGUUGCAUUUUCAAGGGUAUUGUAUCACAAAAUGGAUUGGGGCAUUAGGGACUUCAUAUUAAAAAACUGGCUUGCCUUUUAUAUCUUCUGGUUCUAUCACGUACUUUGAGCAGCUCAGGAAGUGCCUUUUAAUACGUUUCGGUUUUUGUUGGAAAUCUGGAUAUGUUUUAUUUCUAAAGAAACAAAAAGUAAUGUACUAGUAUAAAUAAAAGAAAUCCAAAAAAAUAUCUUCGUCUA